AGCAUCUCUGCUGAGGGUAGGAGAUCGAUGCAGCCCCGUGCUGCUGAGGGGCCUGGCACCUGCAUGCUGCUUCCCUGCGAUGAGCGCCAUAGCAUCUCCUUGCGGGGAGCCCUGGGGGAGGGCCCGAGCACCUCCCAUAUGCCCUUAGCUGCUGAGAGUGAGAAUUUCAACGCUAUUACCAUCAUGGGCCUCGGCACUGUCCACGUUGCCCUUACCCUGAAGCCUCAGGAUCCUAUG
This is a messenger RNA of Nannospalax galili (Upper Galilee mountains blind mole rat), 237 nucleotides long. RefSeq names its product melanoma-associated antigen E1-like. The transcript has a single exon. The record is from RefSeq and is a predicted model, not a curated record. Lineage: Eukaryota; Metazoa; Chordata; Mammalia; Rodentia; Spalacidae. The annotation marks the transcript as partial.